UCCCCAAACACACACACGUUCACGUCUGCGCGCACCAUACAUACAACCCAACCCUCACGCAGUCCGCAUGCGCGUGGACCACACUGGCACACGCACACACCAGUGCCGAUGGGGGCUCCGGGCCGCACAAACGCCACCCCCACGCUGACCCACGGCCGCGCCCUCGACACCCGCUCGCCCGGGGCCGCAGAGCGCAACGGCGACGCAGCGCGACGCUCCGGCCGCGGGCAGCAGCCCCGACCCGGCCUCCUCCUCCACCCCCGCCUCCUCCUCCUCCGGGCGGUGAUCUCAUUUCUCUGAUUUAUCGAUCCGACUCCGGGCGGCCUCGCCCCGCCUUCCCCACCUGCCCGCGCGCCCCGGCCCCUCCUUUGUUUCCCGGCAGCGGUUCCAGCCGGGGCGGCGCGGGAGGGGGAGGGGUGGCUGAGCCCGCAGCCGGAGCCCGGGUCCCGGGCCCACCGCGCAUCCCGUCCCCGGUGCAGAAGGAAUAGUCCCCCCUGGGUGGAGGACGGAGGGGCCGCGGGCCUGGGAGCCUGAGGCCCAAGAGCUCAGCCGGGUUGAUGCCCAAUAGGGCUCCCCAGAAACGGAGGAGCCCGCGCCCCUGGCUUCCAGCCUGGGAAACUGAGGCCCAAGGCAAGGCAGCAGAGGAGGGACUCGGCUUCGCCCUGAGUCCCCGCUCCCAGGCAGCUCAGCCUGGCACUCCUGGGUCCGCAUCUCCGCUGUGUGCUCUCGGGCACGCCCCUCCCCAUCUCUGAGUCUCAGUUUCCCCAUAAGGAAUUAAAGCAGGGCGUGGUUUCAAGUACAGCGGGCUGGAACUGCGGGUAGGGAGGGGGUUGACCUUAGGGUCUAGGCAUCUCUCCUUCCCAGACCACGUCUUCGCCCACGUCUAGGCCUCGGUUUCCCCAUCAAUCAAAAAGGGAAGAAGGGAGCUGAUUUCUGAGUCUCUCCUACCCCUGUUCUUCUAGGAACUUGGGCGACGGCUGGGGGCCGAAUAGGGGGGUCCCCGCCCACGAUCUGGGUUGGAAACAUCGCUCCCUCCCUGGCUGCCGGAUUCGAGUCAGCGCGCGUGCCCUCGGCGGGCCUCAGUUUCCCCGGCCGCCCCGCCAGGCGCCAGGACGCCGAGGGCCGGGGUCCCAGGGGCGCAGCCCCCCGCGGCUGCGCGCUGGGCCAGGCGGAUGACAUCACCGGGCCGGGGGCGGGGAGGCGGCGGGAAGGAGCGGGAGGGCCUCCUCCGCGCCAGGCGCAGCGCCCGGGCGGGCUCGGUCGGGCGGCCGCGGCCAUGACGCAGGGUCCGGGCGGGCGCGCGCCCCCCGAGCCCCCCGCGGCCCCCGAGCCCGAGGCGCCCACCACCUUCUGCGCGCUGCUGCCGCGCAUGCCGCAGUGGAAGUUCGCGGCCCCCGCCGGCUUCCUGGGCCGCGGCCCGGCGGCGGCGCGGGCGGCGGGGGGCGCGGGGGCCGCCGACCCCCAGCCCGAGCCGGCCGGCCCCGCGAGCGUCCCGGCGCUGGCGGCCGCGGUCCUGGGCGCCUGCGAGCCGCGCUGCGCCGCGCCCUGCCCGCUGCCUGCGCUCAGCCGCUGCCGGGCCCCGGGGUCGCGCGGGCCGAGGGGCGCGCGGGCGGCGGCCGGGCCCCCAGACGCCGCCGCCGACGAGUGGAUCCGCAAAGGCAGCUUCAUCCACAAGCCGGCGCACGGCUGGCUGCACCCAGACGCCAGGGUCCUGGGCCCCGGGGUCUCCUACAUCGUGCGGUACAUGGGCUGCAUUGAAGUCCUCCGCUCCAUGCGCUCCCUGGAUUUCAACACUCGCACCCAGGUCACCAGGGAAGCCAUCAACCGGCUCCACGAGGUGGUGCCCGGCGUCCGGGGCUCCUGGAAGAAGAAGGCCCCCAACAAGGCGCUGGCCUCCAUCCUGGGCAAGAGCAACCUGCGCUUCGCCGGCAUGAGCAUCGCCGUCAGCAUCUCCAUCGACGGCCUCAACCUCUCGGUGCCCGCCACGCGCCAGAUCAUCGCCAACCACCACAUGCAGUCCAUCUCCUUCGCGUCGGGUGGUGACACGGACAUGACAGAUUAUGUGGCCUACGUCGCCAAGGACCCUAUCAACCAGAGAGCCUGCCACAUCCUGGAGUGCUGCGAGGGGCUUGCCCAGAGCGUCAUCAGCACCGUGGGCCAGGCCUUCGAGCUGCGCUUCAAGCAGUACCUGCACAGCCCGCCCACGGCGGUCGUCCCCCCGGAAAGGCUGACGGGGCCCGAGGAGUCGGCCUGGGGGGACGAGGAGGAGGCGGAGCACAAUUAUUACAACAGCAUCCCGGGGAAGGAGCCGCCCCUGGGCGGGCUGGUGGACUCCAGGCUCGCCCUCACGCAGCCCUGCGCCCUCGGGGCCCCGGGCCAGGGAGCAGCGCCUGCUCGAAGAGACGCCCGUGGCCUCCCGUGGGACCUGGGCCCCUCAGCCCCACCCGGGGACGGCUACGUGCAAGCAGACGCCCGGGGCCCCCGAGACUACGAGGACCACCUCUACGUCAACACGCAGGGUCUGGAUGCCCCGGAGCCCCUGCAGCCGGAGGACAGCCCCAAGAAGGACCUGUUCGACAUGCGACCCUUCGAGGACGCCCUGAAGCUGCACGAGUGCUCUGUGGCCGCAGCCCCCCUCCCCUUGGAGGACCAGUGGCCCAGCCCCCCGACCCGCCGGGCCCCCAUCGCCCCCACGGAGGAGCAGCUGCGGCAGGAGCCCUGGUACCACGGCCAGAUGAGCCGGCGGGCGGCCGAGAAGCUGCUUCGAGCCGACGGCGACUUCCUCGUGCGCGACAGCGUCACCAACCCCGGGCAGUACGUCCUCACGGGCAUGCACGCGGGGCAGCCCAAGCACCUGCUGCUCGUGGACCCCGAGGGCGUGGUGCGGACGAAGGAUGUCUUGUUCGAGAGCAUCAGCCACCUGAUCGACUACCACCUGCAGAACGGGCAGCCCAUCGUGGCCGCCGAGAGCGAGCUGCACCUGCGCGGAGUGGUCAAGCGGGAGCCCUGAGCAGGUGACAGUUCUCAGCUUGGCUCCUGUCCCUGCUCCCCAGACGCCCCUGUGGCCUUAUGGGCUCCUCAGCCUUCUCUGGACCCUGGUCAUGCUGGAACCGCCGCUGUCUCUCCUUCCUCCACGUGGGCCUCUGGAAUCUUCCAUCUCCAGCGGCCCUGGCUGGGCUGGGUCAACCAGGCCAGGAGAUGGGGCCAGGAACCCUUUCUCCCACGCCCCUGCCUCCGCCCUCCCCCUGGAGUGAGGGUGUGCCACACCAAAGACAGGACCUCUUCUCGCCUUUAAAGAAAACGUGCCGGAAGACGGCCGUCUGUCGGGGAGCCCUGGCCAAGGUCCCUGAUGGGCCGGGAGGCCCCGUCCCUUCCCGGCUGGACUUCAGCUUCUCUCCCUGGAACGGGGGGGCAGUCCCCAUUCCCUGGUGUGGGGAUGGAUUCCUGUCCUGCCCGGGCUCUGUUUUCCUACCUGAAAAAUUGGUGCACCGUUGUCUUUUGGGGGGAGGAUCGAGGUGCUUUGGGUCCUCAGGCUGGUGCGCGUGCUGGUGUGGAAGUGGGGGGCGGCCCCGGGGCUCCCCUGGGUUGAGGGGGCAGCCAGCGACUCCAAGACAACUGAGCAGGGGGCUGUCCUGAGGCCCCCACCCCGGCUUCAGCCUGGACUGGACCUUCCGAAUCUGUUUGUAAUUAAACCUGGGAACGACCACGAGGAGCGUGAGCCCCCAGCACACAGGGGCCUCCCGGGCUGGAGGAGCUGGCCUGUGGGUGCACGGGGCGCGGGCUGUCCACUCUCCCAGAGCCCCCGCCGUCUCUCAGGCACCCCUGUUUGCAUCCCGAGAGAAGGCACACCCCGAUUCUCUAUGGGACACCCCAGUUUAUCCCCAAAUGCUGCAGAACUCUGUCAAGGUUCUCCAAUGUAUCUGUCAAGAAGCUUUG
Molecule: messenger RNA, 3936 nt
Organism: Equus caballus (horse)
Lineage: Eukaryota; Metazoa; Chordata; Mammalia; Perissodactyla; Equidae
Gene: SHC2
Product: SHC adaptor protein 2
Biological process (GO): intracellular signal transduction; cell surface receptor protein tyrosine kinase signaling pathway
Cellular component (GO): plasma membrane
Molecular function (GO): receptor tyrosine kinase binding
Source: RefSeq, a predicted model, not a curated record